This is a messenger RNA of Knipowitschia caucasica, 486 nucleotides long. The record is from the annotation of a GenBank genome assembly. NCBI's taxonomy places the organism in Eukaryota, Metazoa, Chordata, Actinopteri, Gobiiformes, Gobiidae.
AUGUUUUGGACUGUGAAGUGCUCAGUUUCGUUUGCGGUGUUAUUGGUUAUAGUUCUAUCUAUAAGUGAGGCUGCUUCGGACCGAACAAAAACGGUGGAGUUGAACGUGAAACCAGGAGGAGUGGUGCACACUUUCACAGAAGGCAUUGGCAAAUACGAAUGCUCAUUCACAUACGCUGCACAAGGGGGGACUAAUGAGGAUUGGCUGAUGAGUGUUGGACUUAGUGACGAUGACAGACUAUUUUCUUGCUCUUUGUGGAGGCCACAGGGGAAGUCAUACCUGUUUUUUACUCAGUUCAAAGCUGAGCUGAAGGGAACCAAAAUUGAAUACGCCAAUGCAUAUUCACAGACAGGACACCGUGACGUGCCGCUGAGGGCCGAUGAGUUUACUGUCGGCGAAUCCACAGUGGUCCAGACUGAUGGAAAGUUCAAUGCCCAGCUCUCAAAGCUCACUGUGAUUGGACGAACACGUCAUGAUGAGCUUUAA